GCGUCGUCAGUAUGCCGAUCGCUGACUUUGGUCCUGCUUCUUUCUUAACUUGUCAGAACAGUCUGAUCCGAGGGUUGUUGCCGAAAUCUCGCACAUCUUUCAUCACUGGUGGCCUUUUUGUUCAAAGUCGGGGCAGCAUUUAUUUAUAAACUGACAAUGAAGGAUUAUUCCGAAAGGAGGGUGCGAUCGUCCACGAGAAAUCGAAGCAAACUCUCCAAUGACAGGUCACGUACGAUUUGUCUUACAAAUACCGUCUAUAGAUCUUUCUUACAGUCAUGACUAUCUUGCGGAUCUGGGACCUUAAGAACAUUCCUCACUGCUGUUUUUACAAGUACGAAGGGAACGCUUCCGGCAAAGAAGUCAAGAGGAACCAGUCGGGUCACGCACGCGCGCGUGCGCGCGGCACGCGUGACUCACGGACGUGUGCGCGCCGAGGCCAGCAGCAGCAGCAGCUCGCCUUGCAAGUCGGGUCCUCCUCCCCUGUCGGCGUCGGCCGCGGCAGCGCCGGCAGCACGCUCGCAUCUCCGCUCCGUUUCCCUUUUCGGCCCGACCGACCAAACGGCGCCUCCCGUCUUGUCGACCCCAGCAGUACCCGGCCAGCUCGGGAAAGGACCGGAGAGGACUGGAGAUGGUCAUGCCCAGCAUGUCGCCCAUCAGCCGGACAGCGCCGGCCACGGACGCGUGCAGAUGUUUGCAGUGAAGAGGAGCAGGCUGAGGUAGCGAUCAUGGGGAAAUCCAACAGCAAGCUCAAGCCGGAGGUGGUCGAGGAACUGACCAGAAAAACCUACUUUACAGAAAAAGAGGUGCAACAGUGGUACAAAGGGUUCAUUAAAGAUUGUCCCAGUGGACAGCUGGAUUCUGUGGGAUUUCAGAAGAUAUACAAGCAGUUCUUUCCUUUUGGAGAUCCCACAAAGUUCGCCUCUUUUGUUUUCAACGUCUUUGAUGAAAACAAGGACGGACGCAUCGAGUUCUCGGAGUUCAUCCAGGCGUUGUCUGUGACUUCUCGGGGAACUCUGGAUGAGAAACUGAGAUGGGCUUUCAAGCUAUACGACUUGGAUAAUGAUGGCUACAUCACCCGCGAUGAGAUGUUGAACAUAGUAGAUGCCAUUUAUCAGAUGGUGGGAAACACUGUGGAGUUGCCGGAAGAAGAAAACACACCAGAAAAGCGAGUGGACCGCAUCUUUGCAAUGAUGGACAAGGUUCGUGCACGCGUCUUAUUUAGCAUUGAAAAAUGCGUAGCUGCUUCCUCCAGGGUAUCUGGAUGGACACUGUUAUAUUUAGAAAUGCAUGCUAUAUCUACCACAGUAUCGUUCAUACUGUCAGCAUUUUAUCGUCUCUUUGCACCCUGGCCCUCAGUGCCAGUGGCCAUUCUCUGAGCUCACGGGAAUCUACUUGUCUCGUGUAAAUGAUGCAGUGAAGCCUGGUUGGGCGUGUCCAAGAUGCACUUGGUGAUUCGUGUCAGCGAACUGGCUAGAAUCCCAGGCCGCCGAUCCGACCUCAGACCAAAAGCACUGAAAAGCAGCGAUGUGCUCUGCUCUGAUGGGGGGGCGCAUUUGCCCCCUGCUGGUAAUGGUGCGCUAAUGGCGUCUCUGUCGGAUGUUCCUCUUCCAGAACGCGGACGGGAAACUGACCCUGCAGGAGUUCCAGGAGGGUUCCAAGGCUGACCCUUCUAUUGUUCAAGCGCUGUCUCUCUAUGACGGUCUGGUCUAAGAAUGUAAGGUGAGCGGCGUAUUCAUGUGCCAAGCCACGUGCGCGCUUCGCCAAAGGGGAAGUUGCGCCAAUCCAAUAUUUUGCCAUCCUCCUGUCAUCUGAGCAAAUAAAAAAAAAAGCAAGACAAAUCAGCGAAUGGCCUGAAUCCAGAGCGAAGCAGCUGCUUUCUGCUCACAGUUUGUUCUUAUGAAUUAUUCAAGCGACCCACUUGUUUGCUGGCAAUCAAACGGUCUUUGAAUGCCGAGUGAGGAGCCUCUUCCGCCGCCUCGUAAUCCACCAGCCUCUCGUCCCCUCUGCCAACUCUUGCUGACACGGGACUCGCCGUUUUGUCAGCUGUGAAGUGGGCUUGUGAAUGCACAUUUUCAACGCGGCGUUCAAGUGAUUAUCCUGCAUGGUCUGAGCAAAGAUGUGUUUCCUCCUAACCCUGCAACACGGAUCCAGUAUGCGGCCCCCAUAAACAAGCGCGCCAGUGGAUCUCGCACAUCCAGGGGUGGACUGACAAUCACAAGAGACUAGUUUGUUUCUCCAACAAGGAUUGCGGACACACCUUCUGACGCCGUUUCAACGUGUUCCUGCCGCUGCUGUGUGCUGUCUGUGCAAAUGUCGCAGCCGUCUGCUUUCCCCCGCCAAAAGUCCCAGGCGACGAAUCCCUCUGGAGGAUUUUCCAGACUUUUUCCGCGACGAGAAGCAGAAAGCUCUGCUUUCAUCCUGGACUCUAGAGUCGAAAAUGGAAACGUGUGUUACACGUUGAACACUAACGGAAAUUUACAAAGUGGUGUCUUGUAAUGUGUAAAAAGUGUAUUAUGUUAACGUGCCGUAGUUCCUGCUUUGCUGCCUUCAAGAUUUUUUCAUCUCUUACAAAAAAAAGAAUGAAGUUUUACUUUAUAUCAAAGUUCUUGAAAUGUUUUGCACUGCCUUUUUCACUAUUCUUGUGGUAUUUUUUUUAUUUAUUUUAUUUUUUUGUCCUCACAACGAGUUUCCUCUUCUGUGAGAACUGAGUUUUCAAUUUGUUGAGGGAGCGACGAGCUUUCUAAGGAUUAUUUGACCGUGUUUGCGGCCUGCGAUUCCUGUCGUGUUUCCAAAUCCCGUGAGCAUGAGUGAGUGACGUCUGCGGUGCAACAACCGGGUGGCAUCGCUGAAGACUUGACGUUCGAAUUGAGGCUCGAGACCCUCAUUCACCUUAAGUAGACAACAAGUGGCAGAAACAAACAGACACCAAUUGCCCUUGUAAAGGUUUUGCCGCCUCUGUGGCCACCGUUGUCCACGUGAUAUUUGCCCAGCUGUGUUUAGCUCGAGCCUUCUACCGAUCCUCAAUCAUUUCCGUUGCAGCAGUCACACGUCUUCGCACUGUCACUGAUGUUUUAUGCCUUAUGCAAAUGAUAGUUUACUGAAUGGCAAAUGCCGUUCACCUGUCAUUGGUCAGUAUGAGAGCACACAAUAAAUGCAUUUAAAUGGC
This is a messenger RNA of Syngnathoides biaculeatus (alligator pipefish), 3166 nucleotides long. It is a transcript of the gene ncs1b, whose product is annotated as neuronal calcium sensor 1b. The transcript has 9 exons. Gene Ontology annotation, molecular function: calcium ion binding; calcium sensitive guanylate cyclase activator activity. NCBI's taxonomy places the organism in Eukaryota, Metazoa, Chordata, Actinopteri, Syngnathiformes, Syngnathidae. The record is from RefSeq and is a predicted model, not a curated record. The coding region runs from base 276 to 1376 and encodes 366 amino acids.